AUGGAAAGAAUCGAAGCCUUUCACAGCGGCCACUAUCUAAAUUUGGAUGGUAAUGAUUACCUCUAUAAAAAAAAAAGUUCAAGGAACGAUGCGACCUAUUAUGAAUGCUCGGUCGAGGGGUGUUCCGCUCGCAUUACAGAGAGAGGAUUCAUCAUAAACCUGAGCGUCGGCCAUCACCAUACUGCCAAUGUAAUUGACGUUGGAUUGCUAAAAUUUCGUCAGGAAUUACGAAGGAGGGCGGCAUCCGAGAAUACUCCCUUACAGGAAAUAUUCCAAGAACAACAAAGAAGGUAUCCGGAUGUAGUGGAAUUCGUUGGUUCCUACGAGAAAAAUAGGAACCUCCUUUAUCGAGCGCAGAAGAAGGGGACACCUCCGGUACCUUCAAAUUUCACGGAAUUGAUGCAUUCCAUUCAAAACCCCACGAAGUAUGGUGUACAUCAUGAGGAAGUACAAGGGAAGUACGGGAAGUAUGAGGAAUUAUUAGGAAGUACGAGGAAGUAUGAGGAAGUACGAGGAAGUACGAGGAAGUACGAGGAAGUACGAGGAAGUACGAGGAAGUACAAGGAAAUGGCAGAUACCAGCCAGACUGGAAAUUUCUUCAAAGGAGCUGAAGCCGCCUUGAAUUUGAUAAUACCAGAGAUAGUCAAGAAUAUUAUGAUUAUCAAUGGUUAUGAUAAUGAAGGCAUCAUUGCCAAUAUUGAUGAAUCUCGUUUGGAGGAGAUGGAGACUUUUGCAAGAAACGAACUGCACGAAAUUUUAAAACCCGAAGAUCUGCCUAAAUACUAUGGACUUCACUCUGAAAAACCAACACUUUUUAAAUUUAUAAGUGGCCAUAAACAGACUAUACUCAUGCUGGCUAAUUACUCGCGGGAGAACUUUACUAGAAGAAGAAUGAGCACCUCUAAAAAUAAAUCUAAAUCCAAUAAUAAUUCCGAGUCAGACAGUUGUUCCAGUAAUUCUCAGACUUCUGAAAUUUUGAAAAACAUCAAACAUGCUCCAAAAUUAACAGAAGAGAAUGCACUAAUAUGGACCACGUUGAAAAAAUGGGCCAAAGAACGAACGAGCAGUGAUUUAUGGAGAGCUGUAUCAGAUCGUUUUGAUGAUUUGGUUGUAUCGAGUUCUUUUAACAAAGACGGUGAUCUAACUUGCAAUAUUGAAUGCUUUUGCGGUGUUAAAACAAAAAUUCAGAAGUUGUCCAAAACACAAACAACUCCUAAACGUUGGAUAUAUGCUAACUUUCAUAAACACAUAUUGCAAAGGCACAUUGGAUCAAACGCGCCACCUCCUAAAACAGUAAAAAAUAAACUUAUAACGUCUUUUUUGUUACCUAAUGAUGCCCGAGAUCAUACCCUUGCAGAUGCCUCACAAGAUGAAGCAAGAACUCAAACAAGAAUAAAUAUAAUCCAAUAUAUUGCCAUUCCUUCUACCUCGUGGUCUACCUCAUCCAUUGGCAUCACGAAUAAGGACGCCGUCUCGGACGAAAUUAUUCUUCGAGAAAAUGAUCGAAUAGAUCGCGAAUCCGAGAUACUUUCCGAAAAAUUGGUUUCUGACGACAAACCAAGUGCAAAUUUGAAGAAUGCGCUACCUUCUAUUAGUACUUUGAACAGAUAUCUUCAAAACAAACGUAUUCCAAUAGAAGAAGGAGUCAUGAAUUUUGCUGGUUUGCUCAAGUUUUUGGAAGACAAUGGGCUACCAAAAAUCGUAUGGAUAUCUGAAGAUGGCACAAGGAUAACUGGAAAAAUCCAAUAUGAUGCUAGGACGAAUAAAAUAGUUGGAUUUGUUUUACCACUGAAAAAUGGAAUGCCACAAACCGAUACGUACAUCGCGACAUCGGCGACUACCAUUCAAAAUUACUUCGAAACGGGCAUUAAAGCUACAUAUGCCUAUGUGGUAAUGGCUCAACCAGUAGUGAGUAAUUCACCGUCAUUCUGCUUGUCGAUGUUUGGCACUGACAAUAAAUUCACAGCUCAAGAGGUCGUCGACAGAUGGGAGUAUAUGAAGAGAGUUGCUGAGGAAUAUGGGAUCACAAUUGCUGGAUUCUCAUCUGAUGGCGAUACUCGGUUACUGAAAGCUAUGCGGAUCAAUUCCAGCCUUCCGUUAGAAAAUGGGGAAAUGUUUGAAUGGGAAUGGUUUCGAAUGAAUCCAGAUAGAACUGAUGAAGUUUAUUUACAGGAUACAGUCCAUAUAUUAACAAAGAUGCGUACACGAUUCUUAAAGCCAGGAAUAGUCUUACCCAUGGGAGAUCAUAGUGUAACUGUCGAACAUCUCAAUCAAUUGAUAACUACCAUGACCAAAGAUAAACACUUGAUCACACAUUCAGAUCUUAAAGCUGAAGACAAGAUGAAUUUUUUAUCGGCGCAGAAGAUAUGUUCCAUUCUUGUUAUAAAUAAUUUGAAAACAAUUCCAAAUAGCGUUGAUAUAUCUAUUGUUCCUUCUCUGGAAGAACAAUACCAAAAAGAAAAUAAAGCUCCAACUUCGACUUAG
This is a messenger RNA of Phaedon cochleariae (mustard beetle), 2484 nucleotides long. The record is from the annotation of a GenBank genome assembly. NCBI's taxonomy places the organism in Eukaryota, Metazoa, Arthropoda, Insecta, Coleoptera, Chrysomelidae.